CGAAGAGAAGCUGAAUCUUUUCAUCCUGCUUAUUCUCUCACCUUAUAUCUUUCCAGCUCUCAUCUCCCCUUCACUGUCUGCAUUUCUUCCUCCAUCUGCAUCUCUUCCACCCUCUGCAUCUCUUCCACCCUCUGCAUCUCUUCCACCCUCUGUAUCUCUUCCAUCAUCCGCAUCUCCACACACAUCAUCUCUUUCUCCCUUCCACUAUCGGGUCCCCUCCAUCUUCUUUCUCCUACUAAUACCCUACUACUUCCACUCGACAUCAAAUAUUAUCGGUUGGAGAUUAUUGACUACACAUCCAUCGGCUCAACUGCUUGCUUCAUCACACCUACUAGUUCUUGACGUGCUAUUGACAGAUUUCGUCAUCUGUGCUUCGUGCAAGGUAUCUAGGAUCAGGCUACCAUGUCGCUGCAGCCAGAAGAUGUGGCCUUGGUCAAUAACUUGGCUAAGAUACAUUACAUGGUCGAGCAGCCAUUUCGAAACGGCAAUUUUCGUGCAGGACAUAAAGCUGCAUCCCCAGGUCCUGACUUGGACAUUAAAUGGAAAGACGAACCACCUCAUAUUCAAGCCCUGUAUACAGCUCGAGCUUCUGAGCUAGCCUCAUCAGAUCAGUACAAGGGGGCACAGGUGAACGACCACGAGUUCGCCAAUACACUUUACGCCAAGCUUUAUGCAGGGCUAGAUUCCAACCAAGUGGCAGCAGCUUUCCCAAUCCAGCUUUUCGCUUUUAUAUCAGCAGUGAAAAUGUUGCUGAGCCCUGACGAUGUUUCUGGGUCGCGUUCAGCCCAAGGUGAGAAAGCCGGUGCGACGGAAAACUUACUCUCGCAGAAGGAGCACAAUGCCACCAACGCAGAUCAAGAAAUUCAAGCGCUCGAGGCAGCCGUGAAGAAAGGUGUCAAGGUGCUCACAAGCUUGAGCCAACUCUUUGGCGAGCCUGAUAAUUGGAAAAGUGAGCCCGACUGGCCCAACAAAAUCAAGCGCACUCAAGAUAAAGCUCGCAAGGAAACAGUUGUCAUUGGUGUUGCCGGAAGCACUGGCGCGGGGAAAUCGUCCUUGGUCAAUGCCCUCAUCGACGAUAAAGAUAUCCUAACCACAGAUUGCAUGCGAGCAUCCACCGCGGUCCCAGUCGAGGUCCACUACAACAAAGGGCAAUCGCGAUAUAGAGCAGAAGUUGUGUUCAUUGAGCGCAAAGGCUGGGAGCGCGAGCUAAACACUCUAUUUGCUGAGCUCCGUGGCUAUUUAGAAGACCUUGCCCGUGGCGAAGAGCCAAAGGACGCCGAGGCAACAAUCGCCUUACAGAAGAUCAUGGCUGUAUACCCGGCCCUCGAGCGGCAAGCACUUUUCGAGACUUCGCCUAGCGAGCUUGUGAAGGAUGAAAGAGUCUCGGACCUUCUGGCCCAGACUGUGAGGUUCGAAGACAAUGACUCCAAGAGAUUCGCUGAUAAUCUGAAGUUAUUCAUCGACAGCAAAGUUCGAGUCGUGCGGGUUUAUGUCAAAGCCAAGGCCUUGUCGACCGGGGCUGUUCUGGUUGACCUCCCCGGUGUCUCCGAUUCGAAUGCAGCACGCGUGGCUGUGGCUGAUGAUUACAUGAAGCGGUGCUCUGCACACUGGAUCGUGGCGCCCAUCAAUCGUGCAGUUAACGACAAAAUUGCUCAUGAUCUGUUGGGCAAGAACUUCAAAAUACAGAUGCAUAUGAACAAUGCAUUCAACGACAUCACGUUUGUCUGCACAAAGACCGACGAUCUUGUUCCAGCAGAAGUGCUGCAAUCUCUAGGGCUCGAGCUCCCACCUAUUGAUGGCUUGGAAGAGUUCUCAGACAGGCUUGACGCUCCGAAGAUCAAGACUCGAGAAUUCCGGGACCGAAGAGAACAAAUUCGCACAGAGCUCGAGCCAAUUGAAGACGAAAUCGAUGACUUAGAAGAGCGACUGAGGGGUGAAGACAUCAACCUUGAUGCGGCUCUGCUUACUCCCCAGAAAAGGAAGAAGACCAGAAUUCAUGACGACUCAGCCCAAGAUGCGCUUCUUCGACUAAGCGAUGAUGCAGGCAUGGAGUACUCAGAUUCAGACGACGCUGAAGAUGAUGUUCAUGAACUUUUACGUCACCUGCAAAGUCUUAGGGCCCAGCGAAAGAAACUCCAAAGUCAACGGCGUGAUACCGACCGGAAGAUUGCAAAGUAUCAAAAGCACGAACUUGAUGAUCUUCGAUUCUGCAUCGCGGCUCGUAAUAAAUUUGCGAAAGAGCAGAUCAAACAUGACUUCAGUCAAACCAUCGCAGGCUUGGACCAAGAAGACGAGCAGCAUGAUGACAUCUAUCUCCCAACCAUGGCUCGGGACUACAGCGAGUUUGAACGAAAUCUCUCCGUGUACUGUGUGUCUACUAAAGCGUAUCAAGAACUGCGUGGUCAUUCAAGACGGGGCAACAGGCUCCCUGGGUUCUCGGAUCUAGAGCAAACGGAGGUUCCUGCUUUGCAACAGUACUCCAUUGCGCUGACUCGCAAAUCCCGCGAGAAGACUGCCCGGCGUUUUUUGGUGGCGUUGAAUUCGCUCCUUCAAUCAUUGACCUUGUGGUCUGCACCGAUCACGACAGCCGCGCGCACUUCUGCCCAGAAGAGACAGCAGAUGGAGGCCGAAUUCCGGAGCGCGGUAGACGACCUGACCGAGGCCAUGAAAAGACCUCGGGCUGUCUUCGUUGCCAGCAGCCGAGCUACCAUCCAAAGCCAGAUCAUCGCAAAUCUAGACCAAGCAUGGCGCCACGGUUGUGACGAGUUUUCUCAAACGGUUGGUUGCUGGAAUGCCCCUCAUCAACAAGAAGGAUUCCGUUGGAAUAGGUAUCAAGCAUUCUGUCGCCGGCAGGGUGUUCAUGACAACCGGAAUUUGAAUGAGGAAAUAGCACAGCCGAUGAUCGCGAAGAUCAAGCCUGGAUGGCGCAGUGCAUCUGAUCAAUUGCCUGAUGCAUAUAAGCAGCUGCGUGAAGAAUUCGAGAAAGUCGUCAGCCGCUUCCAUUCCGAAUCCAUGCGCUGGAUCACAUGGGACUCGCCUCGGACUACACGCGCGCGACUCCAGCGCCGACUGGUUGCUUUGCACGAAUCAAUAAAACAGGGAUUGGAGGAUCUUCAAGCAUGGACGGACCGUGAGAAACGCGACAAAAGAGGUUGUUUCAGGGCGAGUAUUGCUACGGGACUUCAAGCAACCUACCAAGCUUGCGCUCAGUAUACUGGCCGCGGCGUUUUGAAGGCGAUCCGUACAACGAUGUCCGAGCAUGCUGAGAAGCAAGGCCCUUCGCUAUUCUGUAAUGCUGCGGAUCAAGUUAGCCAGGUGCUGGAAGAAUGGCUGUGCGAAUUGGAUACAAAGCUCGAGAAGUUGGUCAAAGAACUAUUGCAGGAGGUUGCGCAAGACUAUCAUCGUGCCCUGAUCGCCCCGCAUCUUCAGCAUCGCGCGGAUGAGCACACGGGCUUGAAAGCCCAGAUCCGAGAUCUUCUCCGUGACGCUGAGGCCGACUUGCAGUUGGACCGUUUGCUGGGCGAGGAUGGUCCGUUGCAGCAUGAGCAGGCGCCUCCAAUGGACCAGCAAGAACCGGCGGCUACAGGAACUACGGCGGACUCAGCUGCUACGUAACAAACUCCGAAAGAGUGACUACCGGUAUUUAAGCUGACGGAUGAUGAGCAAGAGGCCUUGGAGCGAUCAUCGAAUGUUGAUUGGGGCGCACAGGCCUGGGUUGGGCCGGAGCGCGGCGUGUCCAUGGGGAGAGGGGAAGGUUAAAGUUAAGCCUUUUGGGUUUAUUUUUUUUCUUUGGCUCUGGGAGAAAAAUGAAGGGAGAGAAGAGAGGGAAAGCAAAGAAGGGGACUAUGGGGUACUUUUGUCCGUUAGUUCGUCCUGCUCAUCAUCUAUCGGCCAGACUGUCCAGUUCAGUGAUAGUGACCAGCAGCACCCCAGAUAGAUAGAAAGGGUAGAACCAAAUGGAAGCGCUUUGAUUGCUUGCUUGCUUGCUUGUU
Aspergillus fijiensis CBS 313.89 is the source of this 3992-nucleotide messenger RNA. RefSeq lists its product as uncharacterized. Lineage: Eukaryota; Fungi; Ascomycota; Eurotiomycetes; Eurotiales; Aspergillaceae. The transcript is spliced from 10 exons. The record is from RefSeq and is a predicted model, not a curated record. Bases 403 to 3615 code for a protein of 1070 amino acids.